AAGUGCAACAGUCUUUCUCUGGAUGCAGUCCGGAGUGAAAUGUGAAAAUUUCCUCUCGUAUCACUAAAAAAGGGAACUUCAAGUGUUCCAUGCCAGACUGGCAAACUCGACUUGAAGGAUCCGAGUUGGAACACCCUUAGAGAACAUUGAUUCCAGUGGCAUCUUUGAAAGCUCUUGAUUUGAAGUGACGGGGAACUUCGCAUCACUCAUUGUCGGUCCACUUGCUUCCAUUGAACAGAUCCCACCCUCCAAGAAUGGUAAUUGAGCCUUGCCAGUCAGGUCUCUAUUGAGUGUGUUGUUUGUCUACCCUCGUGAAGAAAUAUGGCUUCUGUGGAGGCGAUUGGCAAGCCCAAUGAUUCUGGAUCAGGAGGAUUGGCCCAAAAAUCCGGAAAAUCAAUGGAUCCUUGCGAGUCUGGAACGGAACAGACAAAUCGGGGACGAGGCAACACCUGGAGAUGCCCGGAUCCAGGAUGUAAGCGAGAGAAUCAGAAGUCGGACCAGGCCUGCACUCAAUGCAGCUUGCCCAGCCAAUCUGCCCAGCAAUUCAAGAAAGGUCAUCGUGGGGGGAGAAACAAUCGCGGGAGUCGUGGAGGAAGAGGUGGUGGAGGUGGAGGUGGUCAUUAUUCGAAAUUCCACAGCCGUGAACCCAAGACCUUGCCCAAAGGAGUCGAUCCGAACAACCCGAUCAUACAACAAUUUCAAGAGCAUGCCAGAAUUUUGGAUGAGAAGAACGAUAAAUAUGAACGAAUCGUCAAGCUCUCUCGCGAUAUUACCGUGGAAAGCAAGCGAGUCAUCUUUCUUCUCCACCGAAUCACUUGCGAGGACGACAAACCCGCGGUGCUUGGCGAGGCCGAGAUCAAAUUGGGCGACAUUCGAAAGCGUUUGUGGUACUACGUGGCCUCAGAGCUCGUUAACGAAGACCCUUACAAGUUCCUUCGGGCCUACACUGGUGGGCUCCAGGAAUAUGUGGAGGCCUUAUCGUUCUAUCAUUACAUCUGCUAUGAUGAGCUCAUCUCUUGGGAAAAGGUUCAAGAGGAGCUCCACUUCCAAAGGAACGCGCAUCGCCCAAAAGAUGAAGUCAAAGACCCGCUAGACCCGAAGGCCGCUCAAGCCAGGGAGACUAUACCCACUAAAGAACAGACCGAGGACGAGGACGCUGGAGAUUCGGUCAGUGUUGCCAUUCAAGAGGAAGCCCAUCCUGAGCCCAAGUCGGAUUCGUCGGGUGGCAACACUAACCUGAAGGGCUCGACGGCCAAGAAGAGUCUCCAGGUGCUUGUGCCUAAGACGGAUUUCGUCCUCGGUUUGGCGGACUUGACGGGUGAAGUCAUGCGUCAAGCCAUUAACUUCAUCGGAUUGGGAAACACUCAAGCUUGCUUUGACCUCAUGGAGUUCCUUCAUGCCAUGCACGAUGGGUUCCUGGAUGUGGGCUAUCGGCACGACAUGCGCCGCGAGAUGUCGCGUAAGAUCAACGUCCUCAACCACAGCCUCCAAAAAGUGGAGAACGCCUGCUACAGCAUCAAUGUCCGAGGUUCGGAGUUUCCGUCCAAGACACAUUUGGCGGACUUGCUCUUGAACUCGCGCGAGUCUCACGUUGCCGAUCCAACGGGUCCCAUGGGUGACGAAACUGACGGACCCACCGAUUGCGAUCCUUACCUCUAGAGACAGACGAACCCCGAUUGUGUCUCCUCACAUCGACACACACACCCUCAAGCCAAAUUGCGAUCCACACGAAAAACCCGCGUCCAUUUUAUUUCCCAUUUCCUGUCUGUCUUCAUUUGAGUCUCCCUUCCCCCCGUCCGUUUCCCCAUUUCCCUCCCCCGUAUUAUGUAUGUUGGUUUGGAAUUGAAGGCCCAACUCGAUUAUAAAGUAAUGGCUCCCCAGUCUCCUUAAGACAAAGAAUAAUCGUCAUGAGAUCCUGCGUGUUUGUUUGUCCCGGUGUGAGUGUGAAGAAAACAUACGAAUGAGAAUCAUGAUACAAAGAUCGAUUGACAACGAGGUUCUGGCCCUGAAGCAGCUCCAUUUCCCCUCGGUUGCUUCGACGAAGAACCAUUUGUUGGCAACUUCUCUCCCCCCGCCCCCAAAACUCGCUAUGAAGUAAGAAGAUAUUGUAAGACAGAAAGAAACUCGAUGUUUAACGAACCAGAAUAAGAAGUAAUAAACCAAGUUAUUCCACA
Messenger RNA from Tigriopus californicus, 2174 nucleotides. RefSeq names its product translin-associated protein X-like (gene Trax). NCBI's taxonomy places the organism in Eukaryota, Metazoa, Arthropoda, Copepoda, Harpacticoida, Harpacticidae. Gene Ontology annotation, cellular component: cytoplasm; nucleus. The record is from RefSeq and is a predicted model, not a curated record. Bases 322 to 1659 code for a protein of 445 amino acids. The transcript has 10 exons. Gene Ontology annotation, molecular function: RNA endonuclease activity; RNA binding; sequence-specific DNA binding.